AUGUGGAUUCAGGUGCGCACCAUGGAUGGCAAGGAGACCCACCGGAUCGACUCCCUGUCCAAACUCACCAAGGUGGAUGACCUGCGCCUCAGGAUCACGGAGGUGUUCAAGGUGGAGCCGCAGAGGCAGAGACUCUUUUACAGGGGCAAACAGAUGGAGGAUGGCCACACCAUCUUUGACUACAACGUUGGCCUGAAUGAUAUUGUGCAGCUGCUUGUGAGACAGGUCCUGCCAUCAGCUGCUCUGAACCCCCGCAAGGACAAGGAGGCAGAGCUGUCGGACUCUGAUUCUGGCUGUGGCUCAGCCCAGAGUGAGUCGGACAAAAGCUCCACACACGGGGAAAUGGAGGGGCAGACCCCUGGUACUUCAGCGCAGGCUGACCUUCCCGACCUCAUCGACCCUGGAUUUGGCUUGUAUAAGAUAAAUGAGUAUGUGGAUGCCCGGGAUUUGAACAUGGGUGCGUGGUUUGAGGCCCAGAUUGUUAAUGUGACAAAGGAGACCAAGAGUUCGGGAGAAGAAGGUGAUGGUACUGAAACGCAGCCCGGUGAAGAGGAGGUUCAUUACCAUGUCAAAUAUGAAGACUACCCUGAGAAUGGAGUUGUGCAGCUGCAGGCAAAGGAUGUGCGUCCUCGCGCCCGCACGGUGUACCAGUGGCACCAGCUGGAGGAGGGCAUGGUGGUGAUGGUCAACUACAACCCCGAUGAGCCGAAGGAGCGAGGGUACUGGUACGAUGCACAGAUCCAGAGGAAGAGGGAGACCCGCACCCAACAUGAGAUCUACGCCAAAAUACUGCUCGGGGAUGCUGGUGACUCCCUUAAUGACUGUCGCAUCAUGUUUGUGACUGAAAUAUACAAGAUUGAGGAGCCUGGAAGUGCAGAGGGAGCAGGAUCUGCAUCUGAGAGUCCUCUGAAAAGGUCGAAUGGGCCAGAGUGCAAACACUGCAAGGACAACCCCCAGAAGAACUGCCGUAUGUGCAACUGCCACGUGUGCGGUGUGAAGCAGGACCCCGACAAGCAGCUGCUGUGCGACGAGUGUGACAUGGCCUUCCACACCUACUGCCUGAACCCACCCCUCACCGCCAUCCCUGAGGAUGAGGACUGGUAUUGCCCGGAGUGCAGAAAUGAUGCAAGUGAGGUGGUUUUAGCAGGAGAGAAGCUGAAGGAGAGCAAGAAAAAAGCAAAGAUGGCAUCUGCAAGCUCAUCCAGCCAGAGAGACUGGGGGAAGGGCAUGGCAUGUGUCGGCCGUACAAAACAAUGCACCAUCGUCCCCUCCAACCACUAUGGCCCGGUGCCAGGGGUGCCUGUUGGCACCCUGUGGAAGUUCCGUGUGCAGGUCAGUGAGUCCGGUGUCCACAGGCCACAUGUAGCUGGGAUUCACGGCAGGAGCAAUGAUGGCGCCUACUCCCUAGUGCUGGCUGGGGGCUAUGAGGAUGAUGUGGAUGAUGGGAACGAGUUCACCUACACGGGCUCUGGUGGGCGAGACCUGUCAGGGAACAAGAGGACUGCUGAGCAGUCAUGUGAUCAGAAGCUUACCAACAUGAACCGGGCUCUAGCUCUAAACUGCAACGCAGCAGUAAAUGAAAAGGAUGGGGCUGAGGCCAAGGACUGGAAAGCGGGGAAGCCUGUUCGAGUCGUGCGCAGCUCCAAGGGCCGCAAGCACAGCAAGUACUGCCCUGAGGAUGGGAACCGAUACGAUGGAAUCUACAAGGUGGUGAAGUACUGGCCAGAGCAGGGCAAGUCUGGCUUUCUGGUCUGGAGGUACCUCCUGAAACGCAAUGAUGAUGAGCCGGCUCCCUGGACUCGAGAUGGCAAGGAAAGGAUCAAGAAACUGGGUCUCACCAUGCAGUAUCCUGAGGGUUAUCUAGAGGCCGUGGCUGCUAAAGAGAAAGAGAAGGAGAACAAGAAUGAAGAGGAGGUGCCAGACACACCCAGCAAGGGCAAGAGGAAGAGGAAAUCGCAGGCUGAAACGGAGGAGAAAACCUCUCCAAACAAGAACACCCCCAAGAAAGUGAAAGUGGAGGCAUACAAACUGACACGAGAGCAGAAGGCCUUGAUCAAGGAGGACGAGCUCAACAAGAAAUUGUGGGAUGAAGCCAUGUCAUCUCUGACACUUGGACCGAGAUUUCUUAACAAAGUUGAAGAAAUAUUCUUGUGUAUAUGCUGCCAGGAAGUGGUGUAUCAGCCAAUCACAACAGAGUGUCAACACAAUGUCUGCAGGGAAUGUCUUCAGCGCUCCUUCAAGGCAGAAGUGUAUACCUGUCCGGCUUGCAGGCACGAUCUGGGGAAAAACUACUCAAUGAGUAUCAACAAACCCCUCCAAGCCAUUCUCAACCAGUUCUUUCCUGGGUACAGCAGUGGACGGUGAUAACUUUGCUCACCGUCUUAAAUUGCUGCCGCAUUUCCUCAUGGAGACGACACGAACUCUGGUGAUAGUAAUGCAGUCCAACAAACAGUGCAAACAAUCAUUUUCUUAAUAUAUUAAACCCAUUUGUGUGUAAAACCUUUACUAUCUUGAUGUUGGGUGGCUGUGGUUCCCCCCCCUCAGAAUUUGAUUUCAGUCUUCAAGUGAAGAGUUA
Messenger RNA from Megalops cyprinoides (Indo-Pacific tarpon), 2575 nucleotides. RefSeq names its product ubiquitin-like with PHD and ring finger domains 1 (gene uhrf1). Gene Ontology annotation, biological process: negative regulation of gene expression via chromosomal CpG island methylation. The coding region runs from base 1 to 2364 and encodes 787 amino acids. The record is from RefSeq and is a predicted model, not a curated record. Lineage: Eukaryota; Metazoa; Chordata; Actinopteri; Elopiformes; Megalopidae. The transcript has 16 exons. Gene Ontology annotation, molecular function: protein binding; ubiquitin protein ligase activity.